This is a messenger RNA of Synchiropus splendidus (mandarinfish), 558 nucleotides long. RefSeq names its product cyclin-dependent kinase inhibitor 1Bb (gene cdkn1bb). Bases 1 to 558 code for a protein of 185 amino acids. NCBI's taxonomy places the organism in Eukaryota, Metazoa, Chordata, Actinopteri, Syngnathiformes, Callionymidae. Gene Ontology annotation, biological process: regulation of cell cycle; negative regulation of cell population proliferation; G1/S transition of mitotic cell cycle. The record is from RefSeq and is a predicted model, not a curated record. Gene Ontology annotation, cellular component: nucleus; cytoplasm. Gene Ontology annotation, molecular function: cyclin-dependent protein serine/threonine kinase inhibitor activity; protein-folding chaperone binding. The transcript has a single exon.
AUGUCGGAUGUUCGCCUUUCCAACGGGAGUCCGACGCUGGAGCGGACCGAGUCGCGCCUGUCGGAUCACCCCAAGCCGUCCGCCUGCAGGAGCCUGUUCGGUCCGGUGGACCACGACGAGCUGAAGCGGGAGCUGGAGGGUCACAUGCGGGAGAUGGAGCAGGCCGCCGCCGCCAAGUGGGGCUUCGACUUCGCCGCGCACUCCCCGCUGCCCCUGGGCUCCGGGAUGCAGUGGGAGCUGGUGGACCGCAGGGACGUGCCGGACUUCUACAGCCGCCAGCGGCGGGCGGAGACGGGCGCGUGCCCCGCCGGGAUCAGCCGUGUGGAUUUAAACGGGAACCACAGCUGUGUUGUCGGGGAGGCGGAGCGGGACGCAGGCUCGUGCACGGAGCAGUGCGCCGGGCUGAGGAAGAGAGCUCCGGGAGCCCCGCACUCGCGGGUGUCUCGGGUGUCUCCCGCAGAGCCCUCCGCUCCGCGGAAACGCUCCCACAGCAGCUCGGAGGAGGUGACUCGCGCGGAACACACGCCCAGAAAGAGCAGCCCGAGCCGGCAGACGUGA